Messenger RNA from Durotheca rogersii, 762 nucleotides. RefSeq names its product Sin3 associated polypeptide p18-domain-containing protein. Gene Ontology annotation, molecular function: transcription factor binding; transcription corepressor activity. Gene Ontology annotation, cellular component: nucleus. Gene Ontology annotation, biological process: negative regulation of DNA-templated transcription. The coding region runs from base 1 to 762 and encodes 253 amino acids. The transcript is spliced from 2 exons. NCBI's taxonomy places the organism in Eukaryota, Fungi, Ascomycota, Sordariomycetes, Xylariales, Xylariaceae. The record is from RefSeq and is a predicted model, not a curated record.
AUGGAUCGCUACGCUACACCUCCUUUUACCGUCCGGUUGUUCUAUCGAACCGGAGCCUUUCACAGACCUGACGAAUUCACCGCGUCGACGCUGCCGCCGCACGUAACGUUCCACACGUGGCCCGACUGCAACCUGACGGAGCUCACCUACCACCUCGCCUCCGAAAACACCUCCGCCCUCCCCAACCCGGCCAUCGGCACGCGCCUGGUCUACCGCCUCAUCUUCCCAGACACGAGGGGCGGCGCCCCGGCCCAGCAGCCAGGUCCUGGCGCCAGGCCGGAACCGGGGACGGGAGCGGGGGCCGGGCCGGUGAAAUACAUGGUCAAGGACCUGGGUAGCGUGGUCAUCGGCAACGGCGGUGCCGGCCUCGACCCCGACGACCCCGAGGGCGAGAAGGAGCUCGAGAACGAGGGCGAAAAGACCCUCGGCGAGGCCCGGUUCGUCACCGGAGACUUCAUCUCGUGUGCCAUCCUGCCCGCGCUCCCGGACGGGUCCGUGGCGCCGGCGUCGAGCGCGAGGACCGGACGGGGGGCUGGUGUCGGCGAGUCGCGAAUCAUCCUGGGACGGGCGCCCGGCAGCGCCGGCGGCGGGAGGGAGUACGAGAACGGGAACCCGCGUUUUAAUAGGGGGAGGAACAGCGGGAGGGCAUACGACGGAUUCGGGACUCGAAGCAGUGGCAUACCGAUGGGCGAGUGGCGGAGAGGAGAGAGACUACCGGACGUGCCACCCUCGGGGCGGGGCAGAGCACGAGGACGAUACUAA